AUGGGAUUCACAAUGGGUUUGAACAUGAUUCUGUUGUUAGCAAUGGUGGCCACCAACAUACUUUCACUCUACCACCUCUCUUCCAACCUCCAAUCCAAACCCCCUGCUCCUCCCCCUGUUCCCGACCACCUCGUACGCCAACUUCAAACCAUACGCGCCACCAUAAGCCACCUCACGCGCCUCCAGCAGACCUCCAACCCUUCCACCUCCGGUGCCAAGGCGUCCCGCCCCAAAAUCCCUUCUGAUCUCCUCACUUACACUCACAUUUCCCCUAUUGCUUCUUCCUGUAAAGACUAUCCUGAGCUACUGUAUCAGUACAUGAAUUACACCCCUUUUAGUCUCUGUCCUAGUGAUUCCCCUCUAGCUGAAUCCCUCAUCCUCCGUGGUUGCCACCCUCUGCCACGGCGGCGCUGCUUUUCCAGAACCACCAAUGCCAAUCCCACUUCACUUCCUACCAGCCCUUUUGGCACCAUCCCGGAUAACACUGUAAAUUGGUCUUAUUAUAGCAAGGGCAAUUGCAAAAGCUUCACUUGCCUUGCUAAAUUGAGCCCUGAAUUGGGAUUUGAUCUGAAAGUGGAGAAAGCUAAAUUCUUGGAGUAUAAAACAGAUCUGGAUCUCCCAAUUUCACAGCUCUUGCAGCUUUCCAGGUCAUCAAGAAGUUUUAUUAGGCUUGCACUUGAUGUUGGGGGUGGGACAGGUACAUUUGCUGCUCAAAUGAAGUUGCACAAUGUGACUGUUAUAACCACCACUAUGAACCUUGGGGCACCUUACAAUGAGGCAGUUGCACUGAGGGGGUUAUUGCCUUUGCACGUUCCAUUGCAGCAGAGGUUGCCAGUAUUUGAUGGGGUGGUGGAUCUAGUGAGGUGUGGGCAUGGAGUGAACCGGUGGAUCCCUUUGACUGCCAUGGAAUUCUUGUUUUUCGAUGUCGAUAGAGUGUUGAGAGCUGGAGGAUACCUAUGGUUGGAUCAUUUCUUCAGUAAAAGGUUGGAUCUUGUGAAGGUUUAUACACCCUUGAUUGGAAAGUUGGGUUACAAGAAGGUAAAGUGGGCAGUUACCAAUAAGACAGAUUCUAGUGGAUUGAAGAAUGGAGAGGUUUAUUUGACUGCCUUGCUGCAGAAACCAAUUUCAAGAUGA
This is a messenger RNA of Oldenlandia corymbosa var. corymbosa, 1134 nucleotides long. Lineage: Eukaryota; Viridiplantae; Streptophyta; Magnoliopsida; Gentianales; Rubiaceae. The record is from the annotation of a GenBank genome assembly.